Symbiodinium pilosum is the source of this 432-nucleotide messenger RNA. The record is from the annotation of a GenBank genome assembly. NCBI's taxonomy places the organism in Eukaryota, Dinophyceae, Suessiales, Symbiodiniaceae.
AUGCGUGUGCUUCACACUGAGGCUAGCAUCCGAGCAGAUGUUGAAGCAACGCGCCAACUCUUCAAAGCCGCACCAGGUGCUUCAGAAAAGGAUUUGUGCAGCCCUUCUGUUGUGCGCAGUCGCAGUGCUGGGAAGCUUUCGCCGUUGCCCCUUGACGAGCGGGCGCCGCACUACAGGACUGCCAGCCUUGGCUGCUCGAACCGAUUGACCUCAGACCUUGCAAGCUUUCCCCAAGUUGCGGAGCUUGGCAGCGGCGGCUUCGAGGCUGCCAGCAGCAAGGUGAAGGUGGUGCCGGAGAGCAACGGGCCAGCCUCGGCAAGUUCAGCCGUGCUGGUGUUCGACAGCGAAGAUGAGGCUCUCAUUGCCUGGAGCCAGACCGUUGGCCUGGACGACGUCGAUGUUGAGGGCGACCUUACCUUGCCGGCUGACUGA